UCUUCCCGUGAUGCUCUGCGUCGCACCGGUGUAGCGUGUGUCCUCCGCGGUCUUCCGUUGUUCCAUUGAGAAAAGCUCAACAUGGCAUCCGACGGACCACCGGGUACCGACUCACACCCGUCCGAUUUAGGAAGUGCUAUCGCGGCUUUGAACACAUGGAGCAAUCCGGAGCUCCAGGGCAGGCUGGCCGAGCUGGGAGCGCCCGCGAUGGGUCCCAGAGAGGAGCUGAUUGACAGACUGAAGGGCUACAUGAUUCAGACUGGGAUCCUUCUCAGCAAACCCAAUGAUGACAAACCAAUGGGCUCUCAGAUGCAGGGUAUCCCUCCCAUGCCCCCAAUGCCGAUGCCACCCAUGCCUCCCGGUAUGGGCAUGCUCCAGGCUAUGAGCAUGAUGCCAGGAGGGCCCCCUCCACCGGGCAUGCACAUGGGCAUAGAACCCCCAGGUUUACCCCCACCCGGCCUGUCACAGGACGACCAGCUGAAGAUGGCUCAGCAGAGAGCCGCCAUGGUGCUGCAGCAGGAAGAGAGGGCCAAACAGCAGUCUCCCUCCUUUGUAUAUCAGGCCGCAGUGAUGAUGGAACAGGAGCGUCAGCAGGAGAUGGCAAAGAUGGGCCCAGGUAGAGCCAUGCCCCCCAUGAGCGCAAUGAGAGGUAUGGAUCCUCGCGGCCCGCUUCCUCCCGGUGUCACUAUGAUGCCGAGCCAGAAACAGAGAGUGCCGCCUCCUCCAGGAGAGGACAGCAGAGAGGCCUGGCAGAGUGAUGAGGUCAGCGUCACCGGGCCCAAGAUCCCUCAAGCUCUGGAGAAGAUCCUCCAGCUGAAGGAGAUCAGACAGGAGCAGCUCACCGACCCCACAGAACAAGAGGAGGAAGACGAGGAGGGAGCAGACAUGGACGUGAACAACUCCUCUGGAGCAGUCAUGUCUGAGACAGAAGACGAUGACAGCCAGAUGUCAAAGAAAGAUAAAAACCGCAGACGCAGGAACCGCAAGAAGAAGAACAAGAAGAAGCGAGCCCAGGAAAAGAAGGAGCACGAGGAGCAGCAGAAGGAGGAAAGUGAUAAGGAGAAGGAGAAGGAAAAAGACAAGGACAAGGACAAGGACAAGGACAAGGAAAAAGACAAGGACAAGGACAAGGACAAAGAGAAGGAAAAGGAGCCAGAGGUGGAGAUUGAGUACAUCACAGAGGAGCCAGAGAUCUACGAUCCCAACUACAUCUUCUUCAAGAGGAUCUUUGAGGCGUUCAAGCUGACAGACGAUCUGAAGAAAGAAAAGGAGAAGGAGCCAGAAAAGGCAGAAAAACAGGAGACAGCCGUGCUCAGGAAGAAGGGAUUCGAGGAGGAGAAGAAAGACAGCGACGAUAGUGAUGAGGAACUCAGACCAGAUGUUCCCAAACUAUCAAAGAAGAAGCUGAGGAGGAUGAACAGGUUGACUGUGGCUGAACUCAAACAGCUGGUGGCCCGUCCAGAUGUGGUGGAGAUGCACGACGUGACGGCCCAGGAGCCCAAGCUGCUGGUCCACCUGAAGGCCACCAGGAACACGGUGCCAGUUCCUCGCCACUGGUGCUUCAAAAGGAAGUAUCUCCAGGGCAAGAGAGGUAUAGAGAAGCCUCCGUUUGAGCUUCCAGAGUUCAUCAAGAGGACGGGAAUCCAGGAGAUGAGGGAGGCCCUGCAGGAGAAGGAGGACGCCAAAACUAUGAAAACCAAAAUGAGGGAGAAGGUUCGUCCAAAGAUGGGAAAGAUCGACAUAGACUACCAGAAGCUCCACGACGCCUUCUUCAAAUGGCAGAUCAAACCCAAGCUCACCAUCCACGGAGACCUUUACUACGAGGGUAAAGAGUUUGAGACUCGUCUGAAAGAGAAGAAACCGGGCGACCUAUCCGACGAGCUGCGUAUCGCUCUGGGAAUGCCGGUCGGACCUAACGCCCACAAGGUGCCUCCUCCCUGGUUGAUAGCCAUGCAGAGGUACGGCCCCCCUCCCUCCUACCCCAACCUCAAAAUCCCAGGACUCAACUCCCCCAUCCCAGAGAACUGUACUUUUGGUUAUCACGCCGGAGGCUGGGGGAAGCCGCCAGUAGACGAAAUGGGCAAACCUCUGUACGGCGACGUGUUCGGGACCAAUGCUGCAGACUUCCAGGCUAAAGCGGAGGAGGAAGAGGUGGACCACUCAACAUGGGGAGAGCUGGAGCCGUCGGACGAGGAGUCUUCAGAAGAAGAGGAGGAGGAAGAGAGCGACGAGGAGAAACCAGACGAAACCGGAUUCUUCACGCCAGCAGACAGCGGGCUGAUCACCCCCGGAGGCUUCUCUUCAGUACCCGCCGGCAUGGAGACCCCCGAGCUGAUUGAGCUGAGGAAGAAGAAGAUUGAGGAGGCCAUGGAUGGGAAUGAGACGCCGCAGCUGUUCACCGUUCUUCCAGAGAGACGAACAGGCCCCGUAGGAGCAGCCAUGAUGGCCUCAACACACAUCUACGACAUAUCAGGGGCGAUGGCAGCUCGCAAGGCAGCUGGAGGACAGGAGUCCCAGGGCGUAGAGGUGGCCCUCGCCCCAGAGGAGCUGGAGCUGGACCCCAUGGCCAUGACCCAAAAGUACGAGGAACACGUUAGAGAGCAGCAGGCCCAGGUGGAGAAGGAGGACUUCAGCGACAUGGUGGCCGAGCACGCGGCCAAACAGAAGCAAAAGAAGAGGAAGGCUCAGCCGCAGGACACGCGAGGUGGCGCCAAGAAAUACAAAGAAUUCAAGUUCUAGAGCGGCGAGACGAAACGCAGCGAGAGAACGAGCCACAACAGGAAAUCAAAGAGGAAGAGAAGUACUCAGAUUUUAACACGAGAGGAUGCACAUGGCAACACCAGUCAUCUGUCAGUAACAGUAAACACGUUUUUCUGUCUUUUUCUAAAUAAAAUAAAUAGACAAUGCUUUUAUGUCAUGUAAGACGUGUGACAUGAGAACGGUGACGUGCGUUUCCUCUGUUUAGCCCUACGUUUUAUGUCUUGGUUCUUUUUUUUCACUGUAACCAUGUUUAUUUCUGUUUUUUUGUAAAUAAAUGAAGUGAUGACAAAAGUC
Molecule: messenger RNA, 3054 nt
Organism: Scomber scombrus (Atlantic mackerel)
Lineage: Eukaryota; Metazoa; Chordata; Actinopteri; Scombriformes; Scombridae
Gene: sf3b2
Product: splicing factor 3b, subunit 2
Exons: 21
Coding region: 82-2739 (885 amino acids)
Biological process (GO): mRNA splicing, via spliceosome
Cellular component (GO): nucleus; U12-type spliceosomal complex; precatalytic spliceosome
Source: RefSeq, a predicted model, not a curated record